CUCCUUGUGGCCCAUCUCGCUGCGGAGCGCCCUAGCCCCCUCGCUUGUCUUCCUCCUCGCGCUGUCGCGCACGACUGUAUUCCAGCAGCACAAGCGCCGCCGCCGCCCGCCGCCGGUUGAUCCCCCCUUCGAUUCUCUCGCUCCCGACCCCCCCAGCCCCCCAUCACCCCACGAACCGGUUCCGCCCCCUUUAGCUCCCCGUUCCAUCUCCUCAAUCUCCCCCGAUUCGUAUCUAUCAAGGCCUACUGGGUCCUCCGCCCCGUGACACCAAGCAUCAUGUCAGGAAGAGAUCGCCUGCCGCGCCGCUUCAUCGAGGAGGGCAGGGGGUACCCCGACGGCCGCGUGGUUGAGGAUCGCAGGGGCCAUCCUGGCAUCCGCGUGGUGGAUGAUCGUAGGGGCCAUCCUGAGAUCCGUGUCGUCGAGGACCGAAGGCCCUACCCGGCCGCCAUGCGUGUUAUCGAGGACCGUAGAGGUUAUCCUGAGAUUCACGAGCGGCCGGUGGUCAUGAGGGUGGCUCAUCGCCCUCACCCGGCUGUUCUGGAGGAAGAAAUCGGGUUGCAGCAAGAGGCCGAGUUCCGGAGGCUCAUGGCUGACCGCCAUGCGCUGGCCGAGGAAAGGUUGGAGUUGCACAGGGAACUGCAGGCUGGAAAAGAGGAGGUCCGUCACCUGAACAUGAUCAUUACAGAGAUUAAUGCCAAGAAGGAAGCUUAUAUCAGCGAGCUUGUUGACAAGAGGAGGAAGCUUGAAGCUGAGGUUAGAGCAAAUGAGCCUUUGAGAGAUGAGGUUGUGCAUCUUCGCGGUGAAGUCGAUAAGCUCCUUGCUGCUAGGAAAGAGCUCUCUGCAAAGGCGGCGUCCCUAAUGCAGGAGCUGCGUAGGGAUAGAUCUGAUAAGCAACAGAUACCUAUGUUGAAAGCAGAGAUUGAUGGCCUCCAACAGGAACUUUCUCAUAUAAGGAGUGCAUGCGAACUGGAGCAGAAGGGGAAUUUUGAGUUGGUGGAACAAAGGAAAGCAAUGGAGAAGAGUAUGAUUUCAAUGGCACAGGAAAUUCAACAAAUGCGUGCAGAAUUAGCUAAUUCUGAAGGAAGACCGUGGGGCGCAGGUGGAGCAUAUGGGACGAGGCUGGGUAGCCCUGAAGCAACAUUCCCUGCUCAGUAUGGAGAUAGAUACAAUAUCCAUGCGGGAGUUUCUGAGAAAGGUCCUUCCCAUCCUCCUGAAUCUUCAUGGAGCACAUAUGAAAAGAACCGGUUCCAGUACCGCUAAGAUCCCAGCCGCUGCAUUCCUUGGAGAAAGAAUCACCUUCUGAGUGCUAAUUAUCGUAUCACAUGGUUUAGAAUAUCUUAUUAUCUACUUGCUUGCAUUACAAUCUAGACUUCUCUAAAUGCUUCUAAUAAUUAUGCUUUGUGUGCUAGUCACUAAAUUUUUUCCCAACAGUAUCCUGAUACUAUUUACAUCUUGGCUCCAGAUUUACUUAUGUUACUAUGAUAUCCAUGUUUCCGGAUGGAUUUAUGACUAACAAAUAUCUUAACAUGGCUUGGUCGAGUCACAUUUGGAGUAUGCAUUCUGAUUUUAAUGUGGAGCUUUGGAGUUCUAAUAAACUGCUAAACUUUGAAAUGUAGUAUUGUAGAUAUGUACAAAUAACUUCUAUCAUGCGAUUACAAAAGGAGUUAAUGAACUUGAUGUGAAAUGACACGGACAGUGCAUGUGUAAUAUGGGCCUAAAGUUUGCACUUGGUGAUAACCAACUGUUUGGUUUAUUCACUCAAUGCUAGAUGGUUCCAAGUCUUUACUGUUACCAGUUUGUUCAGACACGGGCACCAUAUUUUCUGUACUUCUGGCUAUAUGACAAUACUUUCCUCACUGACCAUAUUUUUCUACAUCUAGGUUCGCUUAGGGAAAAGUUGUUCCCCAUAGUGAUCAAUUGAUCAUAUCAUAUGUUGGCUAGAUUCAUGUGAACUGCUGCAUAGUUGAAUGUGCCAUGCAUUGAAGUCUGUUAUCAGCAGACAGGGAUCAUGUAAUGUAAGUGGUAUUGCACGAGAACUAACCUCGCCUCAUUCAAUUUCCAAGACCAUAGUACUCAUUUGUGCAAGAGUCUAUAUAAUUAUGUCCCAAAAGAAAUGACAUUCUAGAUUUUGUAAGUUCUUCAAUGAGCAACUUUGACUAUUAAUAUUUGCAUGAAUGUGUAGUAAAUAAUUAUUAAAAUAUUUUCAUAGCAAUCCUAAGGCACAAUUUUUAUCUAAUGCUAGCUAAAUGUCCGUGCUUUGCUACGAAAUUAAAAUUUUGUGUUAUGCAUGAGUUGUUUAAAUAUGUGUCGCUCAUAUUUUUAAAAUUUCUGAUAAAUAAGAAUUAUGUCAAAAUAUUAUUUUUUAAAAUACAAUUACUCUUGAAAGUCCUGUAAACCAAUCAAGCAUAGUUAAAAGAUCAUGAUACGUAUAGAAUGAGUGGCAAUUAGAUGACUCCGUAGCCUCUAAGAGGUAGUCUUGUUGGAGUGAACUCGCGACCACCAACUCAGAUCUUUAUAAGUGUAAAGAUAAAUAUCUAAUAAAUCGGAACCGUUUAGUUACUAAUUAGCCAUCAAAGUUCGAGAAGUUUGAUUCUACCGUUUCUAGGACGUCAUGUACUUGGCCGAGGUAGUAUUAUCUAGGGCCAUGGUUGCAUUUCUUUUCAUCUUCUCAACUUAUGGGCAGUAGGCUGUACUGUUAAACUGGUGGUAGUUCAACAGCAUAAGUUGUCUUAUCUGAAUUGGUUUGCAUUUGGUACUUGCAUGAGCAGUUUUCUCAAUUUGUAGUUCUCUUGUGCCUUUUUGGGUUGUUUGAGGAAUUUGAACUUCCAGACCUUGUGUGACCUUGAUUAGAAAUGUCUUUCUCUAGCACUUUGUGUAAAUAUAAGUUAUUAAGUUUCUAUAAUAUUAGUUAGGUUACUUGUAGCAUAGUUUGGAUUUUGUGUCUGGUGCCUGAAGCCUUAGUUGGCUCUGUUCUGUUGCAACAUAUCAGAGGAGGGAGGCUAUUCAGAGACUCGUUGCUUGUUAGAUACUAGAUGUUGAGCAUUGGAUAAUGCUUGGCACAUGCUGAGGUUGAUGGAGGAACUCUUCUUAGGACUACUAAUGGACCUACAGUGAUGCAUGUCGGUGUAGCAUUACCACUCUUUGCUCCCUGAAAUCAGAUUAGUAGAGAGUGCAUUCACAUGCCACUUUUCCCAUUUCUAUUUUACUUUGCCUGAUGCUGUAUGAAUCAGGCUUGGGGCGUGAUUAUUUUGUGUGUGCUUAUUGCCCACUUGAUUAGCUGGCUCUUUACCUUUGUGCCUUAUUUGCUACGUGUUAAGUCGGUCCUGUUCUCUAUUGAACUUCUACUGGGAUCUCCAGCUUCCAGAAUCAGCACUUCAGUUUAUUAGAAUUGCACACCAAUACGAACGACUUGCAAACACCACCAUCUGAUGAUGCAUGGAUGUUAGUUAGAGUAUUGUGCCUGAACUUUACACGAGUGCUGGAUUUUGAAGAUUUUGCUGAGGUUGGCAGAAGAUGAAAGCACUACAGCGUUUAUCAUGGGAAGCAGAGGCGACUCCAGAUACCAGUUGACAGCAGCUGUUGUAGAUGCACUGGCCUUGCAACCUUUUUGAACGGAAAACUGUAGGACUGUAGGGGGGGGGGGGCUGACAGUAGAUUUUAUCAAAUAAGCUAGGAUAUUUACAGGACACGGAAGGAAUGUACAUCAAGAGAAGGUUGUGGGAAUGAUCACAGCUAGGUAUUGUGAUCUAGCUUGGAUCUGAGAGCAACAUUAAGCUCCUCAUUCAUUCUAAGGACAAAAGAAGAUCCUUUGUAAAAAGGGAUAGCCAGCAGCCUAAACUAGGAUUAAUGUUGUCAAAGAUUUUAGCAUUCCUAUGCUUCCAGAUGUUCCAGACUGCCACCAUGAAGACUUCCAAUAAGAGAGGCUGAUAGAAUGGGCUCUAGCUUCUUGUGUGAGAUGAUCAGUGUGGGAGCUGCAGUCCUGGGGCAAGCCAAUAUAAUUCUAGCGGGAGAUAAAGGCCCCGAAAGCAUGUGCUGCAUGGCCUAAACCAUAUUUGACAAAAGCCAUGGCCCUUGAUCUCGCUGGAAAAGAUUUCAGUGAUCUGAACAACUCCAUGAGAACCAGAGACUUUAAGAAGCGCAUUCCGUGAUAGGAUAGAGUACCUAAUGGGUUUUAUAACAGGAUUCUCUCCGAUGCCUUCACGGUGGUGAAAAGCUAUCGCGAUCUGCUCUGAUACAAAAUGUUGCCAUCCAUGGCAGUGUUUUAACGUGAUGGACUGAUGGUAGCAGCUUGAUGCAUUUUUCACUAUAAUGCUCAAAAACAGUGUAGAUUUUGGAUAGAUCUUGGAUUAAGAGUUUGCGGUAUGACCUGCAUGAGCUCGUUGAAGGAAAGUUUUGCAUGGGAUUACAAGUUUCUAUGUGAAGCAUCAGUUGAUGUUUGAUGUGUCUUCUAUGGGAUGCUGAUAGCACAGUGCAGAUUCAGACAGAAGUGGGUUGAAGAGUUAGCUGAUAAUCUGACUACUGAUAUACCUUUACCUGUAGUAGGUCCACAUUAUGUUCCACCAGGCUGGACUUUUCAUUAUCCAGUGCACAGAAUAUGGAAUUUCGGUGCUCUAUGGGAUAAGAUUGGUUUUCUCGCUAUCUUGGGCGAGUCAACUUAUUGACUGAAGUUGCCUGAAGAAUGUAGUACCUGAACUGCAUGAGCUCUUAGUGCUGGAAGCUUUUGCUCAGAUUGUAAGAAGGGGAAAACAUUGCAGUGUCUUUUGUGACAGCAGACAGAUGGAAGUUUGACCUUCAAUGUUUUCUCCCUAUAUGGAAUGCUUAAAGCACGUUGAAGAUUUGAGCAGAAUUUGGUUGGAAAGUUUUAGCUGAUACUUGGACUAUAUAGAUUAUAAAGAUUUACUGUUUUAAGUCCAGCCAUGCAUAGUCAGUCCUAUUGGCCGGGCUUACUUAGUCCAUAUACAGAGCUGGAUAUUUGAUAUGCUUGCGUUCUAUGGGAGAUACUUUCUCGGCCAGCUUGUGAAUACUUGGGUCAUAUUUUGGAGAUCCCACCGAAGCUUUUCAGAUCACACACAAUUUGGUGAAGGCUUACCAACCAUGAGGCAAGUAGUUUCUUCAUCCACAGCAGAAGUUACGCUGAGUCUCUGUCUAUUAUUUUGAAUGAUCAUUCUUGAUAGUGCACCUUCAUUAACCUCUAGUAGUAUGUUAAUUUGCAGCUUAAUAUUAGGAUAUUCCAAUAAACCUUGGGGAAUCCAACUGAUUUCUACUUUAGAAUAUGUGCUGUUUUCAGUAUGCCAUAUGUUGAGAAGCCUAGCUAGUAAAUUUAACGAGCCCAGUGUUCUAAGAGUCCAAGUCCAUGGUGUCUGGACGUGUGUUGAUCUGAGGUACAGUAGCGGCUGUAUUGACGGUGACACAUCAGUGGCUGUAGGAAGACAAGGUCACUAGAAGAGUUUUGUCUAAGUGAUGGGAGAUGGUCUAACGGGUCGUGUAGGCUCGUUGAGUUGAGCCCCAACUCCCCCCCUCUCCCUUGUUUCCCCUCCAGGCCUAGUUCACAAGGUGGGUUCGGUGCUAGUUCGGCCCCCUGUUGCCCAACUAGCCCCUAGCGAUUUCAUGAACAGUUAGUGAGCUUGGUUUGUUUUCCGGUUAACAGCCCUGGAUAAUAGCUGUAAACAAGCCUAGCUGAAUAUGGCUAUAUUUAGUUUCUUAACUAUGAUCACAACUGUAGAGGUGGCACUGGAUUUGGACUGACCAUUGGGCUUUGGACCUCUAUAAUCCUGGAUCUUGUUGGACUGGACUCUGUUGGAGGUGGACAUCCAUGAAACCAAUGUCCAAUAAACGUUGGAUCUUGUUGGGCCAGAUAAUUGGACAGUCCAAACAUCUAGUGGACACAAGCUCCCGUAGUAGGGUAACCACCGUAGCCAUGUAACUAGAAUCCACCUGCUGCUCUGGAGAUAUGUCAUGGAGGCGGCCACAUGAUGGAGCAAGGCAAGUUGGCAACGACCAUGCUGGCGAUCCCAACGGCAGCCAACCUUGCGCAAAAGCUAUACCCUGAGACUGCAGAGCCAGCACCAGCAUCCGGCAUCGGCAAUGCCGACGAAGAUAGUUGCUUGAGCUUGGCUCCGGGGACUGUCCCUGUACAUCUGGGUCUGGCUUUGACCAGCGCAAGCCUCAGCCAGCUUGAGCAGGACCCUCAGGUCGGCGACGCCGUCUGGUCAAACAGUAAACGCUCCAUGGUUAGUUACUGGUUUAUCCGUCAUUUGAUUAGUUUCUAGAGAAACAUUGUGUUUCUAUGUCAGCUGUGGAGAGGAAUAAGCAAUGUUAGAUUUACUCCCAUGGGAAGACAGGUUCUUGCUGAACAGAGCUACAGAAGGAAAAUUGCCUACUGCUCUUGGAAAAUGUUGCUUCACUACGUCAUCUGAGAUUUGCCUGUUACAUUCCUGAACUUCCAGAGCACAUGAUCGAAGUAUAGCCGCAAGAGGAUUACUGACAGUAGGCCAUGAUCUCAACAACCUUUUCUAUUAUGGGAAGAUACGUAAUAGCCGUAAGUGAUAGUGGGCACGGUAGAGAAUAUUGCGAGAGGUAGACAAAAUACAUCCUGCUUUGGUUUAACCGAAACAUGUACUAUCUCAAAUGCUGAUGGGGCAGCCAUCCGUAGAAACUGAUUCUAGCUCAAUUUUGACGUCCAUGACUAACAUGGGGUGUUCUGUCUUUAUCUUACUAAUAAUGUUCUAUGCCUUAUUAUUUACUGUUUGGUAUUUAUUGUUGUUUAUCAUAUUUACUGUUCUGUACAAUUCUUUAGAUGCUACUCUAUUUUUUCUCAGAAUGUCUAACAUGGCUGUUGCAUCUUACAGAUUGAAAUCCUUGGUUGGUCCUUCCUCUGGCACAAAAUAUGUUUCAUUCAUGAGAAGGAGCAGCUGAUGCAAGAAAACAGUAAAUUUGGGAAUGUAACUGUUGCCUUUCUGAAGCUGAAGGUUCAUUUGCAAAUAACAUAUGUUUGAGGAAUUAUCUCUUUGAUUAAAACUAAAACAUCAAAAUUGACAUCUAGAAAUUCCUGCAAGAGUUCAAGACAUGGAAUGCUAUACCAGCUGGAUUUAUAUGAAAAAUGAUUAAUCAAACAGAGGGAUGCUCACUGGACACGAAUGCAGGACCUUGGUGCUUGGAUAAUUUGCUGGUACUAUCUUUUGUUCUGUUCUGUUCGGUGAAAGGGAGACAUUGUGCUGUAGAAACUUGCUGGUUGUCUGCUGGAAGCUCAGUUCCAUGUCGAAGAUCAGAAGUGGUUCCUCUGUGGAAUUGAGCUUACAGCUUUGUAGAUUGGUGGAUUAAGUUGUCCAGGUCACGAAGUUUCCAGUUAUUUCAUUUGGAUGUAGUCACCACUUUGGCAAGCAAUGGUGAGGUUGGUACAGCUGUCAGUUAUACAAUAAGUUGCUCCUUUCAUGCCCGUAAAGAGCUAUUGAUGUGUUGUUUCUUUGAGGCUGUGAUGAACUAAUGAUCAUGUUGCUCAUGGCAAGACACUGACAAUCCAUCAGCACCUAUAGCAACCAAAUUGCCAACAAGCUAGUGAUGAACUACGUAUGUACCAUUUUGUGGUGCUUGGUUUUGCUGUAACAAUCCUGCCCAAGAGUUCUGCUUGAAAAGAUCUUGCAAGUCACCCCAUGUGCACAAUGAGUGCAUUUCUUGGAUGUUCAGGAAGGCUGAUUACAUGCUAAGCAUAUGAUUGUUUAUUUUGAGAAGUAAUUGCGAAAUAGUAUACAGAUAAAAUUUUCUCAACCACAUACUGGCAUGUGAAGGAAAGAAAUUUUGGUACGGGAGUUGAAUUAUUCAGAAAGUUCUCUAUAAGAAUAAAGACCAGAAUUCUCCCACUUCGAACUUCGGGAGGAUGCUCUUGUGCUGCAUGCCACGUUCCUCUUCAAAUUGCUAUCUGUUAUGUUUCUGGAGGAGCCUUGAAUAUGCACUGCCCUGAACUGCUUGUAUCCUCAGGACUAGUGAGUGCAUGGUGACUUUUGCUGGAAGAUGUUUUCUGAUAUUAUGAGUGAGGAUAUGAACUGAAAUUGAAGGAGGAUCAAAGUCCUGUCUCGCAAAACACCAUUUAAUAGGGUUGCUUCCUUCCGGUUAAGGCCAUGGAGACUUCUGAUGUCACGUGUCCUGUCCUGUUGCUUAAUGCGGUGAGCAUAAGGAAAUACAUGGUUGUUUUGAGGAUUUCCAAAGGACUUAGUGUGGCAUGGUUUAGUUGUAUCUUCUGUUAGUGUUUUUUGGCCAUUAGGUUUGCCGGCUUGAUAGGAGUAACAAGUGCGAAAUUGAUCAUUUAUUAAGCAUUUCACAUAAUCUGUAGAUGCAUUAGAUAGCCAUACGAUUUGUUUCCAACGCAACGGAAAAAAAAUCAUGAUAAAUUAAAUUGUUAGGUAGCGCUGGUGUUUACUAUUUGCAGCUGUGCAAAUGGUAAAUGCAUAGGAAUAGUGCCUGUUUGAUACAAGCAGUAAUUGCAUUUUAUGUUAAUGUAAUUAUGUUUAUUCAUUCUCGGAAGCUAAUUAAGACAUGGGCCGGGCCUAUUUAGGUCUUUUCUUAAA
This is a messenger RNA of Brachypodium distachyon (stiff brome), 8561 nucleotides long. Its product is annotated as protein FLX-like 3. The record is from RefSeq and is a predicted model, not a curated record. The transcript is spliced from 4 exons. Bases 277 to 1260 code for a protein of 327 amino acids. Lineage: Eukaryota; Viridiplantae; Streptophyta; Magnoliopsida; Poales; Poaceae.